GUUCCCGCUUUCAGCAGCGCAGAAAAAUUGUCAACUCGCAUCGCACAGCUCCAUCGUUUCGAUCGGUCUUGUGUGUUCACAUUGCUUUUUUCGUCGGAAGGAAAAUCGUUCUUUAGUACUGUUGGCUAAAUUUUAUCCCCGCGGAAACUACUUCUCAAAACAAUGGCCCUCCGUUUGUUCCGACGAAGCCAGGAGCUGGUAACUCCGAUCAUCAAAAGGGGAUGUGUGGUUUCUGCCUUCGAUCUGCAGCACAAGAACCCCAUCCAGAAGAAGGUGGACCAGAUUCCGGUAGCUCAGUACGGUGGCCGGCACACGGCGACCAUGCUUCCGGGCGGUGGAAUCGGUCCGGAGCUGAUGAACUACGUUAAGGAGGUGUUCCGUUUCGCUGGUGUUCCGGUCGACUUCGAGAUUGUUGACAUUGAUCCAGCGAGCGAGGGCAAUGAAGAUCUCGAGUACGCAAUUACUUCGAUGAAGAGGAAUGGCGUUGCCAUCAAGGGUAACAUCGAGACCAAAUCGGAAGAGCUCGGAGUCAUCUCCAGAAAUGUUGCCCUGCGUAACGAGCUGGAUUUGUACGUGAACGUGUUGCACUGCAAGUCCUACAAUGCCAUUCCGGCUCACCACAAGAACGUGGAUAUAUUCAUCAUCCGACAGAACACUGAAGGUGAAUAUGCCAUGUUGGAACACGAGAGUGUUAAGGGAGUCGUUGAGAGUAUGAAGAUUGUGACAGAGGAGCACGCCUAUCGGUUGGCCAGGUGGGCGUUUGAAUUUGCCCGAAACAAUGGCCGCAAGAAGGUGACUACCAUCCACAAGGCCAACAUCAUGAAGCUGGCUGAUGGGUUGUUCCUGAGGGCUGGCCGCGAGGUUGCCAAAGAAUUCCCGGACAUUCAGCAUAACGAUAUGAUUAUCGACAACUGCUGCAUGCAGCUCGUGUCGAAUCCGCAUCAGUUCGACGUGAUGGUCACCACCAAUCUUUACGGAAGUAUCACAUCGAAUGUGCUGUGCGGUUUGGUCGGUGGAGCGGGACUGUUCUCGGGACGGAACUAUGGAGAUCAUUACGCUGUGUUCGAGCCGGGCACCCGUAACACCGGCACGGCCAUCGCUGGCAAGAACAUCGCCAACCCGGUCGCGAUGCUGCAGGCCGCCGUAGACAUGUUGUACCAUUUGGGCCAUCGGUACCAUGCGGAUUGCAUUUCCGAUGCCAUCCACAAGACGAUCGAGGUCGAUGGAAUUCACACUCCCGAUUUGGGCGGACAAAACAGCAGCACCGAUGUCGUUCAGAACAUUCUGCAGCACCUGGCCGAGAAGCGAACCUACUGGCAACACGGAAAGGACAACUAAAAUUCUGUCGACAGUUUUUUUUCUAUAAGAUUUUGAUUCUAAAAUACUUCUACUUCUACAUUCUUCCGAUUAAUUGGUGUCUGGUGUACUGCAGCAUUUAUUCGAUGCAAUCCUUUUUGUGUGAACUUUCCUCAUUUAUUCUAUUCCGAUAGUGGUUAAUAAAGUGUGUUGGGUUUAAACUUA
Messenger RNA from Uranotaenia lowii, 1521 nucleotides. It is a transcript of the gene Idh3g, whose product is annotated as isocitrate dehydrogenase [NAD] subunit gamma, mitochondrial. NCBI's taxonomy places the organism in Eukaryota, Metazoa, Arthropoda, Insecta, Diptera, Culicidae. The transcript is spliced from 5 exons. Gene Ontology annotation, biological process: isocitrate metabolic process; tricarboxylic acid cycle. Gene Ontology annotation, cellular component: mitochondrion. Bases 163 to 1338 code for a protein of 391 amino acids. The record is from RefSeq and is a predicted model, not a curated record.